Messenger RNA from Anneissia japonica, 2719 nucleotides. Its product is annotated as tripartite motif-containing protein 2-like. Gene Ontology annotation, biological process: negative regulation of translation; proteasome-mediated ubiquitin-dependent protein catabolic process; protein polyubiquitination. Gene Ontology annotation, molecular function: protein binding; translation repressor activity; zinc ion binding. The transcript has a single exon. The coding region runs from base 71 to 1957 and encodes 628 amino acids. The record is from RefSeq and is a predicted model, not a curated record. Lineage: Eukaryota; Metazoa; Echinodermata; Crinoidea; Comatulida; Comatulidae.
GAAGCUUCCACCAAAUACCUUUCUAAAUAACUUAUUAGAAACUAUCGAACAAUUUUCACACAGUGAUCACAUGAAAUGUAGUGUUUGUGAAAAGGAAAGACAAGUAAAAUACUACUGCCAGGAUUGCAGACAGUAUUUGUGCUCUACUUGUAGUGAUCAACAUAAGAGGUAUACACUCUUUGUAAAUCACAAGUUACAUUUACUGGAGGAUGUGCAAUCAAUGAGUCCCUCUGAGAUGACUUUGUUACAUCCGCCUCUGUGUUCACAUCACAGUAAACCUUUGGAGUUCUACUGCACAGAUUGUAAAACUCCAAUCUGUGUGAAUUGUAUACUUAUGGACCACAAUGCAUGGGAUGGAAAGCACAAAUCAAUCAACAUUUCAGAUGCAUUCCAAACAUUUAAAGAGACUUCAGCCACCUUGGAAAAAUCUGCACAACGCUUCAUAAACAAAUUAGAAGGUGGUCUCAAAGCUGUUAUCCACAAUGCUGCAAAAUUACAACAAAAUAAAGACACAUGUUUAAUAGAUAUAGACAAUCAUGUAGAUGAAAUAUUCAAAAAAGUAAAAGAGAAUAGAGACAAAAUGAAAAAUGAAGUAGAGACAAUCUACAAAAGAAAAAAGAAGGUAAAUGAUGUACAAAUGGAUGAAUUUAAAGCAAUAUUAUCUGAUAUAAAAACAAAACUGUCUUUUCUUAAUCAAUUAUUGAAGAGUAAUGAAGGCACUGCAAUGCAGUCAAGUGAACCUGUAAUUACAGCACUCAGGGACAGAAUCAAUGAAUUACCAAAAACAGAGCCAGAUGAUAAUGGAGAAAUUUACUACUUCAUAAACAAACGGCAAAUGACUUCAUUGAGACAAUGUGCUAUAGGGACUGUAAAAGAUUUUAGGGCAGCAGACUGUUUAACACUAAAAGGAGAGGAAUCUGUGAUCACAGAUCAGACAAUUAUAGUCAAAAUAAUCAAAACAGAUGAACAUGAAAAAUAUGCAAAUCAACUGAAGGCAACAUGGACACAGCCUACAGGGGAAACCAAAAUCUCUCAAAUUCAGGAAGACGACAAUGGAGAUUAUUUUGUGACAGGAAAAUGCACAAGUCCAGGAGUUUGUAAACUAGAUGUGAGUGCUGAUGAUGAAUCAGUUAACCAAUCACCAAUGACAAUCAAAGUAGAAGAGGGAAGAUUAGUAAAUACUAUUAAAAUAAAUGCAACAUAUAUUAGAGAUGUAGUUAAGUGUGAAGAUGACUCCUUACUGGUUUCAUGUUGGACAAAUGAAAUGCUCAAGUACAAGCAAUCAGGAGAAUAUAUUGGUAAGGUUACACUACCACAAGGUGUGGAAGUUUACAGAAUGUACAAAAUGAAGAAUGGUAACAUAGCAUUCAGUGAUUACAAUAAUACACCUAUCAGAAUAUGCAAUAUGAAUGGUCAGCUGAUUAAAACAAUUAGUGAGGGAGCAAAGAAUACACCACGGAAAAUUCAUGUGGAUGAGACAUCAAAUGUUUUGUAUGCAGGAGGUUGGUUCAGUAGCUGUGUGUACAUGUUUGACAUGAAUAAUGGCAAGACCAUCAGAACAAUAGGGUCAGAAGGUACAAAAGAAGGUCAAAUGAGUGAUGUCAGUGAUGUUACUCUUACUAACCAAGGACACCUUCUUGUAUUGGAUAAAGGCAACAGUAGAUUACAAUUAUUUAAUAAUGAGGGAAGGUUCAUAAAAGUCCUUGUUGAAGCAGGUGAUGAGGAUGGUAAAGUAAAUUCUCCAAGUUCAGUAGUAGUUGAUGAGGAUGACAACAUCAUUAUAUCAAGUCAGCACAAACUACAGAUAUUCAGUAGUGAUGGAACUUUCAUAAAAAGAAUUGAUAAACCAGAAGAUAGAAUCAACGAUCCAGAGGGAUUAUCCAUCAUUUCCUAUCAUCCAAGGAGACUUGCAGUAGCAAAUACUGGUGACAAAACAGUCAAAAUAUUCAAUUAUUAAAUACUGACAGUCCACUUGCUUCACUUGUGUGUUUUAAACAAUUCAAAUUUAUAAGUGUAGGAAUAUCUAUGUAUCCAUUAUUUCAUAUCAUCCACAUAGAGUUAAGUUAUGGAUCUUAAACUUAAAAUAAUUAUUGAAUACAUUAAUAUCGAAAUAUAAAGUUGCAUAAUGUUUAUAAACUUGUUAAAAUAUUUGAUUAUUGAAUAUGAUAUACAUAGAGCUGAAGUUAUGGUUUUUUUGUAAACUGUUAAAAUAUUAAUUAUUCUACAUAAAUGAUAUCUAUAGAGUUAAUAAUAUCUCUAUAGACUAAAGUCUCUUAAUAUUUUAUCUAUCGAAGAGGCAUUUAAAGUUCAGAAACUUGUACUAGGUUUUAAGAUUUUAAAAGGUUUUUGCCCUUCAUUUUCUCAGUAUGUAAAUAGUAGUCAAAGAUGUAAAGGUAGACUUACACAUUGGAAUGCAAAGUCUAAUACUUUUCUUAAUUCUGUUUACGUUAUAUUCCCACGACUAUGGGAACAAUUACCAAUAGAAAUUCAAAAUUAUCAAUCAAUUUCAUUAUUUAAGUCUGCUCUUACAAAAUAUCUUCUUUCAAUGUAUUAAUUAACUAAUUUCAUUUUAAAAUUUUAGUAUCUAAGUUUAAAUUUGUUAUUUUUAUUUUGUGUUCUAUGGAGCAAGUACAUUGAUUGUUUGGGCUUUCGCCUAUUGUAAUCUGCCAACCUCAACUGUUUACAGUGUAGUUCUCAUCAAAUUUGAAUCACACACUAU